Messenger RNA from Daktulosphaira vitifoliae (grape phylloxera), 6044 nucleotides. It is a transcript of the gene Bap170, whose product is annotated as AT-rich interactive domain-containing protein 2. Bases 690 to 5279 code for a protein of 1529 amino acids. Gene Ontology annotation, biological process: regulation of DNA-templated transcription. The record is from RefSeq and is a predicted model, not a curated record. Gene Ontology annotation, molecular function: DNA binding. The transcript has 18 exons. Gene Ontology annotation, cellular component: SWI/SNF superfamily-type complex. Lineage: Eukaryota; Metazoa; Arthropoda; Insecta; Hemiptera; Phylloxeridae.
AUAUUCCGUUGGUGGUGGGGUGGGAGCGAUCCGACCGACGUGAACACACUGCGCUCCUAUGACGAAUGGUCCGCCGGAUCGCCUAGUAAAUUUCGACUUUUCCCCGGUUUUCCGCUAGUGUUCGGUUUGUUUUUUUUCGCCCGUCGUCGCAGCUCAGGCCUACACCGAUAGCCCCAUCCGAACACGUUGAUCAGCAAUUAACGGCUGUUGUACGUCAUUAUUUAAUAAUAAAAAUAAAUUUUUUUGACGUCGUGUGUGCGUGUGUGUCGCCAUUUUGUGUUGCGCCUUAGUGUUGUAUGCGCGUUUGAUUUCUGAAUAAAAAUCGGUCAACUGCUGUGACAGUGCAAAUAAUUCCGUUUUUUUAGCACCGGUUCGCUUGUGACAUUGUCCGGCCGUCGAGCGACACGAUACGGGAAGCGCGCCGCCGACUGGACUGUAGUGCUGCUGUACGUGUUGGGAGCGUGGGGUGUGCGCGUCCGUCACAGAUUUGCCGCGGCGUAGAGAUAACGGCCACCGCCACCGCCGCCGGUGGUGAUAACAACGAUGCAGUGGCCGCCAACGUGAAGAACUAUGCCCACCGUCUCGGACGUCGUCCAGCGUUAACAAUCCAGGACAUCAAACCCUUUCACGGCCGCCUCCGUUGAAACAGUAGCACGCCGCCGCCCUGACUUCGGUGUCUCGGCACAGGCAUGGCUAGCGUCCUGAACAAAGAUCCGGCCAGCUAUGCUAAGGAAAAAUCCAGUUUCCUCAGGGAUUUGCAGCAUUUUCACGACACUAGAGGAACGCCGAGUCGUGCUCCACCUAAAAUUAAUGGACAUGAAAUCGACUUGUACCUUUUAUAUGUUCUCGUCACAGCACAAGGAGGAUGGGUUAAGGUGAAUCAAAGAAAUGAUUGGAAAAAUCUUUUAGAAAAUUUUAAUCUGAAUUCUUCUUGUGUGAAUGCUGAAGUUGCCUUAAAACAAAUAUAUUUAAGAUAUUUGGACCGUUAUGAAAAAAUUAAUUUUUUGGGGGAAACUGGAUCAAUCGCAGGUGAUGAUGAUGAAGAUAGUAGACAUAAAAAAUGGUCAGCUAGAGCUUUACACUCUGUUCCUUUAGUUUAUAAUCAUCAUCAGCAUUCUGUAACUGACCAAGUAAGAACAUUUCAUGGUCUGUCAACUAAUUUAUACAAGCCAAGUGACUAUGACAAGUUAUCAUUAUCGCUGCUAUCACCAUUGCCAAAUGAACAAGACUUGGCAAUAAAUGUUUGUAUUCUUCUGUCCAAUGAAAACAAACAUGCUAUUAAACUGUCUAAAUGUCCAAAAAUACUUCAUCACCUUCUAGCUCAUGCUGGAGUAUUUACUCAUCCUGCUUCUCGAAAAUAUUGGGAAGAAUAUUAUCAAAAAGUUCGCAAAUGGUCUUAUAAAACUUUUUGGAAAGAAGUUUUGGAUGAAAAAGAGCUUUUAUAUUUGACAGAUGAGAAUCGUUUUUGCGCACGAACACAAGAAGCUCCUCCACGUAGAGAUGAUGAUUCAAGCACUUGUAGUGAUGACGAAGAUGAAAUUAGAAACAAAGUUAAAUUGAACUUUGAUUCUUCUGAUGAUGAGUUAUUUAGCCUCAAAAGGCCUCUUGGGACAGAUGAUCCUUAUGGCCAACGAGUGUACCAAGUUGCCCUGAUUCUUAGAAAUUUAACUUUUUUUGAUGAAAAUAUGAAAGUGAUGGGACAAGAUUUGACAUUUUUGAGAUUUGUGUUGUUGUGUUGUGCAACACGCUGGAAUUGUUUACAUCAGAUUGGAUUUGAUAUGCUGAGUAAUAUUGGACCAGUUGUUCCUCUGGAUGUUGGUUCUCUACAACAUGCCACAUUAAACAUUGUUUGUAAAAAUAUCACUGAAUCUAAUGAUCGUGCAGUUAUUCUAGGCGCUGUUGAAGCUUUAAACAAAAUGGGUACUAAAGAAUCAAACGAGGAAUUUUUGUUGAAAAAUAUAAAUCAAAAUGUAUAUAAUAAAAUUUGCAAUAUGCUAUCAUUACAUGAUAUUAUGCUGUUAAUACAAACAUUAGAAUGCUUAUAUUCUUUAAGUUCCCUCGGUGAACGUGCUUGUAAUGCAAUUGUUCAUGUGCAUGGUGUGAUCGAUACACUAGUUUCUUUAAUUACAGUUGAGGCACAAGCAUAUGGUCCAAAGGCUUGUAUACUUAUGAGAGUUAUUGAGACUGUCUCAGCUCCAACAUCAACAACAUAUAUACCAGAACCAACUACUAAAACUACUGCAAUGGCUGCUCCUAGUGCACCACCUCCUUCAGUUACAUCUCAACAAUUACUUUCAACUUUUUCAUCGCAAAAUGUGUUACCUUUACCAACUCCAGCUGUUGCUAAUCCUGUCAUAUUACCAAAUGCUCCUAGUGCUGUGCCAGUCAUGUCAUCAUCUCUUAAUACUUUCACAUCAGUGGCUCCAACUGGAUUACCUCUUGUACAAUCAGUUUCAAGCCCUAAAAUUAUUGUAUCAGCUUCAUUACCUAUCACAACUACUAGUACUACUUUGGUGACUUCUAAUCAAACAUCUACAACUAUUUCACAACCAGCUAAUUUGAUUCAACAAGAAAACGAACAAUUUGCUUUAAACUGGAUCCGAGCUACUCUUGAAGUUUGUCCUACACCAGGAAGAGGUAUAGAUCAAGCUGAAUUGUAUAAACUUUACAUGACAGCUUGUGCAAGAGCUGGUCGAAGAGGAGUUAUUGCACCAUUACAUUUUCCUCGUUGUGUAAAAGCUGUAUUUGGACCUUCUGUUGGACCUAAAAGUGUAAAAUUGGCUCAAAGUCAUGGUGGCAUUGCAAUGGAUCCACCUACUCAAAUUAUUGCUUAUGAAGGAAUUCAGGUUCGAGCUAAACCAUUGCCAUUAACAAUCAGUAGUACUACAAUGAUUGUAACACAAACAUCAUCUGUGGUGACAACUCCAUCUAUUCCAACCUCACCUAUCCUUAAAGCACAGCUUAGUGCACCAGCUGCUAACCCUCAACAAAAUACACCAUUAAUCAAACGAGAAAUCCUUGGAAAGACUGCGCACAAUUCUAACCUAGCUAGUAAUACGGGAACUGAGAUACCUGUUAUCACUACAGUAGUAUCAUCAACUGUAUCACAAUCAGAUGGAACCAUGUUAUCAAAUUGCAAUACUUCUUUAAUAAAAACAUUAUUAGCUAGCAAGGUAUGCGAUCCUAAAUCAACUGUACCUUCUGCAACAAUUAAACUUAGCAAUAAUGAGUCUUGCACGUUGUAUGCUUCCUCCCAAAACUGCAAAAGUACUGUAAUAACAGAGGUAACACAACGGCAACAACAACAACAGAAAAUAUUACAACAACAAACCAGCUCAGUUACUUCACCUACUUUACCAUCGGUUGUACCUAAGCAAAUUCCCAAAAUAAAUGGAAUUCGUGUUUCUUCUGUAGAAGAUGUACUAAAAAAUGACUGCAACAUUAUUACAAAAUCUGAUAAUCAAUCAUCUGUCAUUACUACUAUUGCAUCAAAUAAUAAAGUUUUUGUUAACAGUAUUACAGAAAAAUCUACAGAAGAUAAAAAUGAUGCAGUUUAUGUUGAUAGCAAGAAAGAAUUUCUAAUAAAUGGAACACCAGAAAUUUCUGAAAUCAAUAAUGUUGCAUCUAAAAGUGUAACAUUAUCAGGGCUGUUAGAUAAGGAAAUAGAAAAAAAGGAUACCCCAUUUCUCUAUGGCUCUAUUCAAGUAGGAGAAAAUGGAUUAGAAUUAAAUGGCGCAGAAUGCACCCAAAAAAGAUCAUCUGAUGAAGUAUUUUUGACGGGUAGUUCAAAAGUUAAACAAGAACAAACCGAUGAGAAUGGACAACAGUUAUCAAAAGUUGUUGGUGUUAAAAGACCGUCUGAAGAAGAAAUUCCAUGUGAUCAAGCACCAAAAAAACCACAUAUUAAUGGUAAUAGUAGUGGAAAUGAUGAUGAUAAUAUAGAAAUUGAUGAAAGUAAUGUUAAAGCUUCUUCAACUGCUGCUAAUUUAUAUGCUGCUUUAGCAGCAGAUGUGUUAGAAGACAUUGAUGGUUUGGAAGAUGAGCCUGUAAAACCUCCUUCAGUACUAUCUCAACAAGUUCAAGUCAAUCAAGCUGUAACAACUCAACAAAUUUUUCAAAGUCCUGGUCAAAUUAUUGUCUCGUCUGCUAAUGCUCAGUGGACUUCAAAUAAUCAAAGAGGUAUUGUGACAAUGGUACAUCAAGGUAAUGCUAGUGGUCCUCAAUAUGUAUUGGCUCAACCACAAUCAGCACUUGUACAGGGUCAAGCACAAACUGUGUUGGUUGCUCAAACUACACCUCAAGGUUCAGGAGCUAAAACAAUUAUAAUUCUUCAACAGCAGCCUGGAAGUAACAGUCAAUCACCAAAUACUGUAACUUUGAGCCAGGCCAACUUUGUUCAAAACUCACCACAAAUGAAUCAAUCAAAAGUUAUUGUUCAAAGAAUACCAACACCUCCUUCUAUUAAGCAACAAGUUACUACUGUUGCAGCAAGACCUGUAACCCCUGUUACAUCUGUGGCUACUAAACAACAGCAAGUAAAAGUUAUUAAAACCGUACCUCAUAUAAUUUCUGCUACAAUGCCUUCUCCUAAUGUUCAAACAAAAAUUAGAACAACUACUCCAAUUAAAGCAACUGGAGGAGAAGUUCAAACCAUUACUAAUCAAGGCCAAUUUUUAUGUGAAUGGCGUGGGUGCAUGAGAAAUUUUAAAUCUGCCAAUGAAGUUUACAUGCAUGCUUGUGAAUCCCAUUGUCCAUCAAAUGGAGUACAAGAAAUGCAGUGUUUAUGGGAACGAUGUGACUCUAUGAAGCGAAAACGGUUUUCAUUAAUGACACAUUUAUAUGAUCGACAUUGUAAUCCUGAUGUAUUAAGAAUGAUGGCAGUUCGUAGGCGGCAACUUUCUCAAAGUGGUCGUAGUGAAAUACCAGCUCCUGCUCCACCUACUCCUCAUCCAGGUUAUGCUCCUAAUGCAGCAUUCAAUGCUAUCAAAAGGCAUGCAUUAGAAUUUGUUAAUCCCAAAGAACUUCAGCAAAGACUAGUUAGUGCGGCAGGAAACAAUCAAUCGGCUAGCAAUGUCGAUCAGGAUGAUAAUGAAGGUCCAGUCACAAAAAGCAUUCGCCUGACCUCAGCAUUAAUUUUACGAAACCUAGUCAUAUAUUCCUCAACUGGAAGAUGGCAUAUAAAACGUUAUGAAGCUCAUUUAUCUAAUAUUGCUUUAAGUAAUGUUGAAUCAUCAAGAACAAUUGCACAGUUAUUAUUUGAUUUGUGUCAUUCCAGUUGACCACAAUCUCAAUACUAAAAUAUUAUAUUGAAUUGUUUGUGAAAAGAUCACCAACACUUAUGUGCUUUUAAUAUUUAUUUUUUAAAUGCCAAUCUUGUACAUAAAUCUUGUAUAUUUUUUUAAUAAUUAGGUUUUGAGACUAAUAGUCUCUAUCUUUUUAAGUAAAAAAGAAACAAACUUUGAGAUUUGACUAUUGACUUUCAUGUCUUCCAGUAAUACAUGCAUUACAGUACUUAAAAUUUGACAUGAGUUUUUACAACUAGACUGAUUGUGUUCUUCUACUUAAACUGUUACAAAUUUGUUUUGAUAUAUAGUUUAAGUAAUAUUUAUUAUUGGUCUAAUUCAAUUAUUCUUGUAUAUAUAUUUAUAUAAAUAUGUAAAUAUAUGAUUUGUUUUAAGAGUGAAUUAAACUAAGUAAAAAUAUUAAAAUAUUUAUAUCAAUAAAAAGUAAUAUGCGUCUAGUAGUGUUACUUAUAAGCGAACAAUUAUUGUUUUCCUAGAUUUUUUUUUAAUUAUAAAAAUUAUUAUUAUAUUAUAUAUAUAUAUAUACAAGUGGCAAACCAGUUACGUGAAUUUGUACAUAAAUACUUAGACGUUACCUGAGUUUUAUACAAUUUUUUUCAAAUAAAAAAAAAACUAUGUAUAAAUAUGUUUUUAUUUUAUUAUUGUUUUAUACACUUCUCGUACAUUUUGAAUCAUUGCAAAUUUUUUUACUUGUAACUUUACUUAAGUAAUUAAUUUAUGUUACUUAUUUAUCUAAUAUUG